This is a messenger RNA of Brienomyrus brachyistius, 5065 nucleotides long. RefSeq names its product glypican-5-like. Gene Ontology annotation, cellular component: extracellular region; plasma membrane; cell surface. Lineage: Eukaryota; Metazoa; Chordata; Actinopteri; Osteoglossiformes; Mormyridae. The coding region runs from base 304 to 2139 and encodes 611 amino acids. The record is from RefSeq and is a predicted model, not a curated record. Gene Ontology annotation, molecular function: protein binding. The transcript has 9 exons. Gene Ontology annotation, biological process: cell migration; regulation of protein localization to membrane; positive regulation of canonical Wnt signaling pathway.
UAGAACCGUAGGAUCGACAACUUAUGCGAAUGAAAGCAUGCACGCGCAGUUCUGUAUGGCUGCAGAAACCGGCAAGGGAAGGACUGCAGGUUUCAAGUCAGCGUUUUAUGAUUUAGCAAACUCUGAAUGAAGCAGUCUUUGUCUGUUAAUCUUGAAGUAUGUGAAAAAGUCAAAAGAGACGCUAUUUUCAUUCUUUGGUCUUUUUCAAGCAGUGCUGUUUGUAUAUGUUUAUAUGUGUCAACCUGGCUUCAUUGUAACAACAAUUACGGCGCAGUCAGAAUAACAGUGGAUUGAGAUGCUACAAUGUUUCGGGGACAAUUGCAUGAAUUCGUCUUUUGGUGUAUUUUGGCGACGGUCGGGCUCUUGGUGACAGUGCCCGGUGUAGGAACCUAUACUUGCCAUGAGGUACAAACGGCUUUCCAGAUGCGCCAGAUUGGCCCUUGGAAAUUGGUGCCCGAAACACCCGAAACAGAUGUGGACCUGCAGGUCUGCAAACACCAGGGUCCCACAUGCUGUACCCGCAAGAUGGAGGAAAGCUACCAGGCCGCGGUGCGCAGAGACAUCUCGCAGCACAUCCGAUCGUACACCUUGGACCCGAUGCUCCUCCUGAUUAGGCAUGGCACCAACCUCCAGGAUAUCCUUGAGUCCUUGAUCUCCUUCUCCAUUGGCUUCACCGGCUCCCUGUUCGACAGAUCGCUGGCUGAUGUGCAACCCCUCAUCUCCCAGCUCUUUGGCAACCUCUCCCUCUAUGUCCUGGGUGGCAAUGUCACAGUGGACUCUGCCGUGCAGCAUUUCUAUGACAACCUCUUCCCCUUUGUUUACCUUCGGAUGUUGACUCAGGGUCCCGAAUUACCGGAGGGGGAGUGGACCCAGUGUUUGAGAGCCACAAGGAGGAUGGUGGAGCCAUUCGGGCCGUACCCGGAGGAGCUGGUCAAAGAACUGUCGGGCUCGCUUCUGGCAGGCCGGGCUAUGAAGCGGGCUAUGGCCGAGGGAGCUGAGGUUCUGACCACCACAGAGAAAAUGCUGCUGUCUCGGGACUGUGAACGCGCGCUAUUGCGCAUGAUGUACUGCCCUCACUGCCGCGGCCUCACACUCAUCCAGCCCUGCGAGGGCUACUGCCUCAAUGUGCUGCGCGGCUGCCUAGCUGACGUCUCGGAGUUAGACGACCCCUGGAGGCGAUACCUGACCGUGCUGAAAGUGCUCAGCGGUGCCAUGGCUGGAGACCACGACCUCGAACUUGCACUUCUGGGUGUCCGCAAGCAAAUCAGGGAGGCCAUCUUGCACGCCAAUCUGCACGCUUCCAACAUCUCUGCCGCAGUAGAAAUGAUGUGUGGGCAGCCCAAAGAGACAGCUACUGGCGAGUAUUCCUCCCCCGAGACAUCGACCUCCCCCAGCUUGUCCACUCCCCUGCCCUCGAGUUGGCCAACAAAUGAAACUGAGCCUUUCGUGUCCCAGCUCAGCACCCUCCUGAGCUCCCCCCCACCGUCCCCCAAGCGUCUCACCGUCCCCAGUUCCCUACCUCUGAAACCCUCCAAGAACGAUAAACAUAAAAAUAUGAAAAAGUUGUCUAGGGAUUUCAGCCGACGCGUCCAGCGCUACAAAACCAUAUUCAGCACCCUGCCUGAGGUGCUGUGUCAGGAAGUGGCUGCAGUUGAUGCUUUUUCCUGCUGGAAUGGCGCUGACGUGGUGGACAGUUACACAGGUCAUGUGGUUGGCAACGGAUUGCAGGCCCAGAAGCUGAACCCCGAGGUCAAGGUGAGGCAUGCUGACCCUACCCUGGCAGAAGCCAAGACAAAGCUAGAGAACUUCAUUCAGGAGGUGUGGGAUACUACGCCCGGACUGUAUUCCGUCUGGUCCUGGGCCGAGCUGAGCAGUGGAGGUACAGAGGGCAGUGCUGAGUGUGAUGAUGAAGAUGGCUGCCAGGGCUCUGGAGAGGGGGCCUCCAAGAACCCUGAAAAUGAGAAGACUGACACCUCUCAGGAUGGUGUCUACGAUGGAAAGAAAGUCCUCCCCAAAACACCCCCCACUGUCCACCCACGGAAGGACAGGCCAAGGAACACUGGCUGCACCCUGGCUACCAGCCUCACCCUACUGGCCACCACCUCAUUCCUGCUGGGGCUGCAGUGGUAUCUUAUGUGAUGGUGACCCCCCCCUGCCACCCCAGAGCAUGUCUCAUUCAAGCUUGCUCUUUCUCAAACAUACACAGGUGGCGUACUGCGGGAACUAAGAGAGGGAGGGGGAGUUGGAGGCAGAUCGGAAGGAGGGAGAGGGUGGGGGUGGGGGUAGUACCCCCUUGGGAUGGAUGCCGGGUCACGCUGAGGCACGGACCGCGAGGUCGGCUCUUUCUUCUGCACCCCUGUUAGACAUCACAGUCUCGCUUCCUCAGGCAGGCUUCACACCUUCUUCUGUUUGCCCUAAGCUCCUGUACAUGAAUUCCUUGUUGUGACGUGCUUUUAGGUACAUAUGCAUAAAUACUAGCACACAAAGCAAAACAACCUUACUGCUCAACAUUAGCAGUGCGUUAUUCUCAAAUAUUUCCAAGUUACAUGCACACACAGACAUGAUUUGCACAUUUGCGUGAGAUAACUCUCAGUCAGGCAGAGGGACGGAUUCAUAAUUACUGGCUCCAAGUACCUCCAAAAAAAUUCCUUGUUCCAGCCACUGGGGGUUGGUUGUUUUGUGAUGCCACCAAGUAUAAAACUUAUUAAAUAAAUAUUGAAGCAUUGUUUGGCUCCCCCUUACUCCUGCUCUGGCCGGGAAGCCACUUACUGUUAAAGCUUUAAUACCCAGCUUUCCCCAAAGCCAGGAAGGUGGUUAGCAAUCUGAGCUUAGGGAGAGGAAAGACACCCUCUCCUGCCUUGCUGUCAAAGUCCAAGCGCACAAGUGACCCUGCACACCUUCUUCGAAGGCUGACAUCAUGCUGCUCUCUACUUAUCUUCUGCACAUCUCUUUUGUACAGAAUUACAUGUUUAUUACUUACGACUAAACAGUGUCGUAGCACCCGAGGCUAAAACGGGAACCAAGGAAUGCAGUCGAUUUGAACUUCCUGAUUGCCGACUUUUUUACAAAUGCAAAAUUCAAGGUGGCUGACAGCAGCAGUUCAGGAAAGAAAUGAACUGUAUGCACUCCAGAGCCGUCUUAUACUUAACUCAGCCCUUCCAAAGCACUCUGGAAGGUCGUGUGGGACACCCAGUGUGAUGUCAAAGAUAUAUCAUAACAUGUGAUUAAUCAUAUAAUUCAAUAGGCAGGAUUUAACAGUCAUGGACCUUGAGGAUGCAGUGUUUCUGUGUUUAUUGUCACAUGUAAAUUUUUCUUAAGAAAAAAAAACAUAUCCUCUUCAGACCUGUAAGCGUUUGAUUAAUGUGUUUUAGUUGUUAUUCCCUCUCUUGUAAAUUGCACAGAAGCUUGCUAAUAUAAUUGCCGUUAUUUUUUUCUCUCUUAUGGAUGGGGGGAGGUUUGGGUGGAACAGAUGAAUGGACUGGUAACUGCUUCCUGUUUCAGGAACCUGAGAAGGCUUCAGUAGAGUUUGGGUUCAGUCAUUACCAAUCAGCAAUCGCUACAGCUGUACCAUCAGUAAAUCCCUUAAUGCGUAACUAAAUACAGUGAAUCAACCUUCUAAUCGUUUAAUUGGAUUUUAACUCACAUUUCUCCUUUAGCCAAUUAUAAUGCAGCAAAGUUGUAAAUAGCACCAAACUAUAUAAUUAUCAAUUGAUUGUUUUAUGGAUCUGAAAUGUUCGUCAUACCUUGCAUUUAUAACAGUAAAGCAAAACUAUUAUUAGUAGUGAUUUUGAAUUGUAUUUGUGCUUGUUUUGACAGCAGCGGUGAAUAUUUCUGCCAACUAGACCAUCUUAAGCAAGAGACGUAUGUUCUGAUAUAGUUUUGUACAUGUUUAUGCAUCACUGUAAACCCAGAUGAAUCUUACUUGCUGCCUGAGAAUUACACAAAAGUAUAAUAGGGCUUUUGUUGUCUAAUAUACAUAUUUUUAUAUUUGUGAAUAUUUGUGUGCCUUAUGCGUGCAUGUGUUUUUUAAUGCGAUGCUUUUUGGAUGUUUUUGUUUGGUGUCUGACCUGUGAAAUUGAACAAAGGAAAUGCGUGAAUGGUUGGUCUGACCAGUGGGGGGUGGCAUACCUGCGAAGGUAUCUGUAUGUUUUUGUGUGGGUGUACUUUUCAAUUAUGCUUGGGUGGGAAGUGUGUAUAUGUAACCCCUUCAACUACCCUUAACACUGUUUACAGAAACAGUUUUCCCUCUCUGGAAAAGCUCAGCUAUCUUGUCGGACUCAGAGUCGCUCCGGUCGGCCCUGUUCUUCUUGCCAGCGUGGCUUUGCCUAGAACAAGCCUGUUACACUGUUGUAACACAUCACAGAAGGCCCAGCCCAGCUCUACGUUUCGAGUGGCCGGCAGGUCUGAAGUCCUCUCAAAGCUCAAAGCUCUUUCUGUCUGAAGCACCCGUAACCUAUGCACGUCUUUUUUCACCACAUGUAUUUUUAAGCACAGAGAUGAAAUUGUCAGUCUUGUGCAAGAUGAGCUUUUGCAGAUCGCUAGCGACAUUCGGCCAUUUUUUUAUUUACUCAGACAAGAGAGGAACCUCGAGGCUCUGAGAACUAAGUGUCAUCAAGUAUCAGCAGAGAAUGGGACUGGUCAUGAAAUGGUUUAGCAGUCUCUAGGGGGAAAUGAUACCUGGAGAUCAUCGAUAACUGAUGCAGGAUGAUCAUAACUGAUGAAGGAGUGGCAGUGAGUAAAGGGCGGGUCAAUGAUUAAAGGGGUGGGCCAUCAGGACUUGACUGACAGGAAUGAAGCCAUAUGACAUGAGGAAAGGCCACCAGACUACUGCGGCUAACCUGUACUGCAUUUCCCAGAUGUCUCAUGCUGUUGUUAAUGCUUCAUUUAGAUGACCUGCUCUUUGCUCAUUGGUGUGUUGAAUGGGGGAGGGGUGGCAAUGUUUGUAACAUUAGCCAAUAGCAAACGUCUGGCUGUGUGUCUGAUCUAUAGGUCUCCUCUCAGCUUGGUGUAUGAAACAUUUAUUUAUACUGACAUUUCAAUAAAUGUACAAGAACUUGCCGGGCAA